AUGAUGCACCUGGCUUUUCUCCUCCUGAUCAUCUUCACAGAUGGAUCGUCCUCUGACAAAGUGUGCAGUUACCAGGAUGUAGUGGACUACCUGAACCUGACCGCAGACAACAGUGUGUUUAAAAUGACCCGACCCGUUCUGGACUACAAACACCCCACCGUGGUGCAGCUGGACAUCCUCCUCUAUGCCAUCCUGGCUGUGAUUGAGAAAACCCAAACUUUUAUUCCUUUUGUCUGGGUAAUAAUGGAGUGGAGCAAUGAACGCAUCUCAUGGGACCCUGAUCAGUUUUGCGGAAUCACUCAGGUUUCAGUUCCUAAGGAAAUGCUCUGGAAACCAGACCUCUUUAUCUAUGAGAUGAUACAGAAGGAUGAAUCCCCUCAGAAUCCGUACAUGUACGUGUCCUAUGACGGGACGGUCACUUCUGAAGAGGAUAUGAAGGUGGUCAGCACUUGUAAAAUGGACGUCCACAAGUUCCCCUUCGACACACAGAGAUGCAGCAUCUCCGUUGGAUCUGCAAUACACUGUAUUGAAGAGAUUCGUCUCCUUCCUUCCUCCAACUCGUCUCGGGCCACCAAGUUUUCGCGAGACGUGAUGAAGACUCAGGGAGAGUGGGAGUUCCUCCAUCUGACCGUUACCCGUUACAAUUUCACCUUAGACGAUAGAGUGUGGGAAACUCUUGCAUACAAUUUCACCAUGAAGAGGAGGCCCCUCCUCCAUGUCAUCAACUUCAUGCUGCCCAUCCUGUUCUUCCUGAUUCUGGACCUCGCCUCCUUCUUCAUCGCUGACCAUCGAGGAGAGAAGCUGGGCUUCAAAGUCACCGUUCUGCUGGCCAUCUCCGUCCUGCUGCUCAUCUUGAAUGACAUCCUGCCCUCCAUGUCCAACAAGACUCCCCUCAUAGCGACCUACUGCAUCGUGAUCUUUGCUCUGAUGCUGCUCAGCCUGCUGGAGACCAUCUUGGUGACAUAUCUUAUGGAGAAAGACUCCGCAUCCCAGGAGAAGCUCAGACUGAGGGACGACAGGGACGACAAACAGGAGACAGUCAAAAUCGAGAACACAGAGGAGAAAAGACAAACCUGCUGUUCGUGCAUCUGCAAAGCGUCGGAUGAUGAGAAACAGGAUGAAUUGCUGCCGGUGGCUCAAGAGGUUAACAACAGCAUUCAGUCACUAGAAUCUAAUGCAUUACUGCUGAUCCUGGAGGAGCUGAAGGAGCUGCAGAAUACUUUGAAUCUGCUCCUCGGCUGCAGACAGGAAGGAGGGAAGUCCGGCCACUGGGCCGCAAGAAUCAACAGAGCUUUCUUCAUUUUCUACGUCACCACCGUGUCACUCUUUCUGUCCCUCAUCUUCACCGCAUGGAACACUUAG
Molecule: messenger RNA, 1362 nt
Organism: Anarrhichthys ocellatus (wolf-eel)
Lineage: Eukaryota; Metazoa; Chordata; Actinopteri; Perciformes; Anarhichadidae
Product: 5-hydroxytryptamine receptor 3A-like
Exons: 10
Coding region: 1-1362 (453 amino acids)
Biological process (GO): monoatomic ion transmembrane transport
Cellular component (GO): membrane
Molecular function (GO): transmembrane signaling receptor activity; extracellular ligand-gated monoatomic ion channel activity
Source: RefSeq, a predicted model, not a curated record